Molecule: messenger RNA, 2230 nt
Organism: Symphalangus syndactylus (siamang)
Lineage: Eukaryota; Metazoa; Chordata; Mammalia; Primates; Hylobatidae
Gene: DNAL4
Product: dynein axonemal light chain 4
Biological process (GO): microtubule-based process
Cellular component (GO): dynein complex
Source: RefSeq, a predicted model, not a curated record
GAGGGGGCAGGACUUCCUUGCUGGUUGCUAAGACACUCUUGUUUCGCUCCUUGACAACCCUGGCGGGGGUGCGCUGGCUGCGGCCCCGGCUCCGGCCCCCGCGGGAGCAGUGGCUCCACGAGAUGGAUGUGACUGUCCCCGCGUUACUGGUGAGGAUUUGGGGUCCAGAGCCAUACUGCUGGUGAGUGAUUGAACCAGCAGCAGCGCCCAAGCCUCCCAUCUGCUGGGCCAGCAGGACAGGACCCAGUGGUCCAAGAAGGAGUAGGAAAGAACAACCAGGGAACCUGGUGUGCCAGGUAGGGCACAGAGCAGCACCGUGCCCAUUCCCCUGAAGAUCAGGGCCUGCAGAGGGUCCGCCUUGCUUACCAACAGUCUGGACUGUCAGUGGUGACCUGAACAUUGCCCUUCCUAAGCACAGCUUCUGGGAAGGAAGGCCCGUGUAUGCAGUGGGAGGGAAGGCCCGUGUAUGCAGUGGGAGGGAAGGCCCGUGUAUGUAGUGGGAGGAAAGGCCCAUGUAUGUAGUGGGUACGUGGGGAAACUGCAUUUGCUCACUGCCAGCUCAAGGCUCCAUCCCGCAGGCCUGGCCCACAGUCAGUAUUUGUCUUGAUAACGACAGUGUGGGCUUGCAGCAUCGUACCAGUGUGUUCUUAACCAGGUCCCAGCAUCUCGUGUUGACUCAUCCUCCCGUCUGCAGACUUGCUGGCCAUUUGGAAAAGGGUGCGGAGGAGUUAAGAUGGGGAGGUGUCAGAUUGUUACUGAGACAUUUCUAAUUUGUGAUGUAUGGUUUUGAAGCCAACUCUUUUCUUCUGGUUUUUCCUGUUUUCUACAGCACCCCCUGGGGAAAGACAUUUUCUGCUCCCACCAAGUUGGCAGGGCCUGCUUCCUGACUCUCCUGGGUGUGUCUUAAUUGCCAGUCCCAGCACCUCCUGAGAGCCCCACUCUCUCCUCCAGUGGUCACAGUGGAAGGAUCAUGGGAGAAACAGAAGGGAAGAAAGAUGAGGCUGAUUAUAAGCGACUGCAGACCUUCCCUCUGGUCAGGCACUCGGACAUGCCAGAGGAGAUGCGCGUGGAGACCAUGGAGCUAUGUGUCACAGCCUGUGAGAAAUUCUCCAACAACAACGAGAGCGCCGCCAAGAUGAUCAAAGAGACAAUGGACAAGAAGUUCGGCUCCUCCUGGCACGUGGUGAUCGGCGAGGGCUUUGGGUUUGAGAUCACCCACGAGGUGAAGAACCUCCUCUACCUGUACUUCGGGGGUACCCUGGCUGUGUGCGUCUGGAAGUGCUCCUGACACUCUGUCCCCUGCCCCGUCCCCUGCAGGGCCUUUUCCUGCCACUUAUCUUGGGUGGGGAGCAGCCCUAGGCGGGUCCUGGUUUUUCCAAGGAGAGUUGGGGUCUUUUCUUUUUGUCCUUGUGUACCAGUUUCCUGAGCCUCGCCCAGUGUGUGAACUUGACAUCUCCAUCCCCAGGCUCUCAGCCGUCUCCCUCGGAGUCUCAGGGUGUGGACGGGGCAGCAGGCAUGGGUCUGUGUGGGAAACGUGGGGUGGGGCGGUGUGACAGGGUAGAGGAGGUGGGAGAUGAGAUUUUCCGCACAGGAACGCGCCAGUCCCCAUUUCUCGAGGGCUGCUUUCCCCUUGCAUCCUGGGAGCCCCUGGCCCUGCCAUCCCCAGUACUGACGGGAAGUGUCAGCCAUCCUUAUCAUUAGUGGCCACAUGAAAAUGGCCCCAAGAAGGAGACGAUUCUUUCAAGGGACACAGGCAGCUUCUCUCCUUGUCCUCUGGGGAGGUGCUGACCUACCGCAGAAACCCCUUCCCCAAACUUGACCCCAGGCUGAACAGACCACUGCAUCUCACUGGGCCAGCAGCCCCCCCAGCCCCCAGCCUUGGUAGGGACCAAGCAGCCUUUCCCGUCCCCUCCUCGACCCCUGCAGUUGAGAGCCAGGGGCUGGUGUGUGGGAGCUGCUACCUGGCAGUUUCUCGAGGGGUCACCGAGCCUCUGGUGGGACACCUGGGCAGGAGUGCUCUCACCACCAGGCUGCUUCCGCAGGGCACCCUGGCCUGCCCGCGACUUCGCAUCAGGGACCGCAUGCUGAUUUGUACUGCUCUCUGCUGGGUUUUCUAUGUUCUUUUUGAGUGUGGGAGAAGGGUUUUAGUAGAAGGGUGAAUCGUAUUUUACACAGCGGUCUUAUUUAUAUAAAUGUCUUGGUUUUUACAAUUAAAAUUACCAAAAGCUGA